AUGGGUUGUGCAGUGAGUAGAGAUAAGGAAGCCAUCGAGCGGUCGAAAAACAUUGACCGUGCCCUACGUGCCGACGGUGAGCGGGCGGCCAGCGAGGUGAAGCUGCUGCUGCUAGGUGCGGGCGAAUCGGGCAAAUCGACCAUCGUAAAACAGAUGAAGAUCAUCCACGAGACGGGCUACUCACAGGAGGAGUGCGAACAGUACCGGCCGGUCGUGUACAGCAACACCAUACAGAGCCUGAUGGCGAUCAUCCGGGCGAUGGGCCAGCUGCGGAUCGACUUUGCCGACCCGAGCAAAACGGACAUUGCGCGCCAGUUCUUCACGUACGCGUCGGCCACCGAGGAGGGCGAGCUGACGCCCGAGCUCGUCGCGCUGAUGAAGAAGCUGUGGACGGACCCGGGCGUCCAGCAGUGCUUUGCGCGCUCGCGCGAGUAUCAGCUCAACGAUUCGGCCGCCUACUAUCUGAACUCGCUCGAUCGCAUCUCGCAGCCGGCGUACAUCCCGACGCAGCAGGACGUGCUGCGGACGCGCGUCAAGACGACCGGCAUCGUCGAGACGCACUUUAGCUUUAAGUCGAUACAUUUCAAAAUGUUUGAUGUCGGCGGUCAGCGAUCGGAGCGAAAGAAGUGGAUACACUGCUUCGAAGGUGUCACGGCCAUCAUCUUCUGUGUCGCACUCUCGGGAUACGAUCUAGUGCUGGCCGAGGACGAGGAAAUGAAUCGCAUGAUCGAAUCGAUGAAGCUGUUCGACUCGAUAUGCAACUCCAAGUGGUUCGUCGAAACGUCCAUCAUCCUGUUCCUCAACAAGAAGGAUCUGUUCGAGGAGAAGAUCGUCCGAUCGCCGCUGACAAUCUGCUUCCCAGAGUAUACCGGUUCCAACACGUACGAGGAAGCGUCCAGCUACAUCCGGAUGAAGUUCGAGAACCUGAACAGACGAAAAGAUCAGAAGGAAAUCUACACCCACCUAACGUGCGCCACCGACACCAGCAACAUUCAGUUCGUGUUCGACGCCGUCUCGGAUGUGAUCAUCAAGAAUAAUCUUAAGGACUGUGGGCUGUUCUAAGCAGACGAAGGGGGGCUGCUUCUUUUGUUUGGUUUGUUUUGCAGCGUAGUACAGUGGCAGUAGUAGUAGUAGCUAGUAGUAAUAUGGACUUGCAAUGACCGGCAGCUCCUACGGUACAGAGAAAGCGACGACACAGUGCCCGGACGCGUCCGGACAUUGACGAAAAGGCCGACAACAAAGCAGACAUUUGGCCUCUGCCUUUUGUGCGGCGUUUUUCUUUUUUACCUACUUAUAUCGUUAGGGAGUGCUAUUAUUAUGUUUAGUUACACCCUACCACCCGAACCCCCAGAUCGCGUCCCCGUUGCCCCGUUCUUCACCCGUGGUAGAUUACUUUACUAAGCGCAAAAAGAAACGUUCAAUAGAGCACAAUCUCCUCUCUCUUUUCUGUUUUGUUCACCUGUGCCGUGUGUAAUUGGUGCUUAUACAGACGGAAUACAGCAUUAAUUUGACGAUUGGGGGACGCGAUCGACCACACGGGCGCCUUUUUUAGACGAUAAUUUAAUUCAUAUCCAUCAUCCUUUGAUUUGCCUUUUUCAUUUCACCGUCUUCGACAGAAGUGCAGAUAUUCCCUCAAUCAAUAACCCUACUUCUUAACUCGUGUGUCUAAGCCUUUUGUAUUUAUCUAAGCCAAACACGCACGAGAACGGUUCUGUGUGUGUGUGUGUGUUUUCCAUAUUGUUUUAAUCCUUCCGUAUAUUAAACAAAAAAGAAAAGAAUAGGUUACUGUAGGCAAAACUAGGUUAAGGACUAUGGAAGACGAAAUGGAAAUGGUGGGACGUUUGUAAUAGAAACGUUCGUUGGGGAAGUACGAUUGUGUUUUUGUGGUACGCCAAGACGCUUGCAGGCGCGUACAUCUUCAAAACACACAGAAAAGGUGACAUUAAUUAACAAUUUUUUUUUCUUUCACAAUGAAACAGAAAUGAGUCGAUACGACAAGCCCAGAGAGAAUUAGCUACCUUUUUUAGCUAUCGAUAGCGGUAAUGUUUGUGCAGGUACUCCUCCUUUCUGUUGGAUUUCCAAUUUCGUCCAAAAAUUCAUUUCGAACAGAACAAGCACACGUUAAACGUUAAGCAACACAACAUUCUGCUACUCUUAAAUGAACAGGGCGGAACAACGUGUGAGAGCGUGUGGUUUUUUGCUGCAUUUUCCCUUUUUUUUGGAUAAUUAUCUAAAUUAUUAAGCCAGCGCUAUAAAAAUGCCAAUUUCUUUGCCAUUCCAUCAGCGCAAGCUCACGCGCCAUCUAGGUAGGGGGUGUGUAAACCCAAUCGCGGGAGUGGCCUUUCGUUUCGUUUCGUUCCUUUAUACUAAUUUUCUCGUAUUUAACAUGGACUUUCU
Molecule: messenger RNA, 2397 nt
Organism: Anopheles coluzzii
Lineage: Eukaryota; Metazoa; Arthropoda; Insecta; Diptera; Culicidae
Gene: Galphai
Product: G protein alpha i subunit
Exons: 5
Coding region: 1-1062 (353 amino acids)
Biological process (GO): adenylate cyclase-modulating G protein-coupled receptor signaling pathway
Cellular component (GO): heterotrimeric G-protein complex
Molecular function (GO): G protein-coupled receptor binding; GTPase activity; GTP binding
Source: RefSeq, a predicted model, not a curated record